Molecule: messenger RNA, 435 nt
Organism: Penicillium samsonianum
Lineage: Eukaryota; Fungi; Ascomycota; Eurotiomycetes; Eurotiales; Aspergillaceae
Exons: 4
Coding region: 56-277 (73 amino acids)
Source: RefSeq, a predicted model, not a curated record
CUGGGAUCAACCUGGUCUCUGAAACUUCUACAGUCAAUCAAAUUGUUAUAUCAAAAUGGCCUCGACAAUCAUUCGGUUUGAGAACCCUGAAGUAUUUAUUGAUAAGCAAGAGGAACUCUUUGAGAUCCUCGAAGAAGCCGGUUUCAAACAAGGGUCUUAUCGAAUACCCCCAAGUUUUUUGCCGAUCAUAUCGCUUCCUAGUGACCUCGAUGAUGAAUUUCUUGGCAGAUUGAACAACUUGGACGGGGUGAAUGCUGAGGUCCAGACAGAGGCUUAGAUUUAGUCAUUCCGUACCAAGUGGAGACGCCCGCUCUAUCAUCUUAUCACGUCCGGAUUCAUUCAUUCGUUCAUCCACGUAAACGAGAUGGCAAUACAACCAUUAUGAUAACAGUACUGCCGGAGUUACAAGGUGAGCCAAAUAGGUUAGCAUCGUAC